Pimephales promelas (fathead minnow) is the source of this 3281-nucleotide messenger RNA. It is a transcript of the gene dgkd, whose product is annotated as diacylglycerol kinase delta. Gene Ontology annotation, molecular function: protein binding; ATP-dependent diacylglycerol kinase activity. NCBI's taxonomy places the organism in Eukaryota, Metazoa, Chordata, Actinopteri, Cypriniformes, Leuciscidae. Gene Ontology annotation, cellular component: plasma membrane. Gene Ontology annotation, biological process: phospholipase C-activating G protein-coupled receptor signaling pathway. The record is from RefSeq and is a predicted model, not a curated record.
AGACAGGUGCCUUCAGUGACAGAGAAGAGGGCUUUUACUGUCAGCGGAAACCAGCUCGAGUGUGUGUGUGUGUGUGUGUGUAAGUGUGUGUGUGUGUGAGCCUCACAUCAGUCAGACGCAUCUCGCUCUGACCCGUCUCUCAUGGAUUGCUCUAGGUUCCAGACGAUUUUAAAAGAGGGAAAGUUAAUGAAACAGACGAACUUUCAGCGCUGGAAGAGACGUUAUUUUAAACUGCGGGGAAGAACACUGUACUACGCUCAGACGGCCAAGUCAAUUAUUUUUGAUGAAGUGGAUCUGACAGACGCCAGUGUAGCGGAAUCCAGUACGAAGAACAUCAACAACAGCUUCACUGUAAUCACUCCGUGUCGUCGGCUGAUUCUGUGUGCGGAAAACAGGAAAGAAAUGGAGGAAUGGAUCGCAGCGCUGAAGAGUGUUCAGAACAGAGAACACUUCGAGUCCACUCAGUUCAGUAUGGAUCAUUUCUCGGGGAUGCAUAACUGGUACGCCUGUUCGCACGCUCGCCCCACGUACUGUAACGUCUGCCGGGAGGCUCUGUCUGGGGUCACGUCUCACGGGCUGUCCUGCGAAGUGUGCAAGUUCAAGGCUCACAAGCGUUGUGCGGUCAGAGCCACUAAUAACUGCAAAUGGACGACACUGGCCUCCAUCGGCAAAGACAUACUGGAGGACGAGGAUGGGAUCUCGAUGCCUCAUCAGUGGCUGGAGGGGAAUCUGCCGGUCAGUGCCAAAUGCACCGUGUGUGAUAAAACCUGCGGCAGCGUUCUCAGACUUCAGGACUGGCGCUGUUUAUGGUGUAAAGCCAUGGUGCAUGCUGGGUGCAAAGACCAGCUCUCUCCCAAGUGCCCUUUGGGUCAGUGUAAAGUCUCCGUGAUUCCACCCACCGCCCUCAACAGCAUCGACUCGGACGGGUUCUGGAAGGCGACGUGUCCUCCGACCUGCACGAGCCCGUUGUUGGUGUUUGUGAACAGUAAAAGUGGAGAUAAUCAGGGUGUGAAGUUUCUACGGCGGUUUAAACAGCUGUUGAAUCCUGCUCAAGUGUUCGAUCUGAUGAACGGAGGGCCACAUCUGGGCUUGCGUCUGUUCCAGAAGUUCGAUACGUUUCGUAUUCUGGUGUGUGGGGGUGAUGGCAGUGUGGGAUGGGUGCUGUCAGAGAUAGACGCUCUGACUUUACACAAACAGUGCCAGCUGGGUGUACUUCCUCUGGGAACAGGAAAUGACCUGGCCAGAGUUUUGGGAUGGGGCUCGGCGUGCGAUGACGACACACAGUUACCACAGAUACUGGAGAAGCUGGAGAGGGCCAGUACCAAGAUGCUGGACAGAUGGAGUAUUAUGGUAUAUGAGACCAAGUUACCACGGCAACAUUCCAGCUCCACGGUAACAGAGGACUGCAGUGAGGACUCAGAGGUGCAGCACAUUCUGACCUAUGAGGACUCUGUUGCUGCUCAUCUCUCCAAAAUCUUGACGUCUGAUCAGCACUCUGUGGUCAUUUCCUCCGCCAAAGUCUUGUGUGAAACAGUUAAGGAUUUUGUUGCGAAAGUGGGACGUGCGUACGAGAAGAACACAGAAAAUUCUGAAGAAUCAGAGGUCAUGGCUAAAAAGUGUGGUGUGCUUAAAGAAAAGUUGGACUCGUUACUGAAAACGCUUAACGAGGAAUCUCAGGCCACCAGCGUGAUGACUGCGCCUCCGCCCACCAUCGCCGAAGAGCAGGUUGACGGGGAGGGUGUGGUUUUGGCCCCGCCCACCGCCCCGCCCACCAUCACGGCUCCUUGUUCUCCUCGACCACCUGCCGCCAUCUUCAAACCUCGAGAGCAGCUGAUGUUACGCGCCAACAGCCUGAAGAAAGCCAUCAGACAAAUCAUAGAGCACACGGAGAAAGCGGUGGAUGAACAGAACGCUCAGACGGAGGAAGGUUUGUCGUCACUGCCUGCGGAGGAUGAAGAUGAGGACGAUGACGCUGAGCGAUUAUCUCUGCUGUCGUACAGCAACAGAACGCGAGCAAGUCGAAGAGUGUCUAAGACUCCGUGUGAGAAGCUCAUCAGUAAAGAACGCCUGUCCAUAGGCAGCUCCGCCUCACUUCCUGCCCAGACAGGAAGUCGGGAGAAUAUGCCCAUGCUGAACACCAAGAUCCUGUAUCCCAGUCUCAGGGCAGGUGUGUCGGGCUCUUUCAGCGGGUCAGUGAUUAGCCGGCUGCUGGUCAACGCUGACCCCUUCAGCUGUGAUCCAGAAAACCUGGACCUGUACACAGAGAAAUGCGUGAUGAAUAAUUAUUUCGGGAUCGGCCUGGAUGCCAAAAUCUCUCUGGACUUCAACAACAAACGUGACGAGCAUCCCGAGAAAUGCAGGAGUCGUACUAAAAACAUGAUGUGGUAUGGAGUCCUCGGCACCAGAGAACUUUUACACAGAACAUACAAGAACCUGGAACAGAGAGUUCUGCUGGAGUGUGACGGGAGGCCGAUCCCUCUUCCCAGUCUCCAAGGAAUCGCAGUGUUGAAUAUUCCCAGUUACGCUGGAGGAACAAACUUCUGGGGCGGAACUAAAGAGGACGACACGUUCACGGCGCCGUCAUUUGACGAUAAGAUCCUGGAGGUGGUGGCUGUGUUCGGCAGCAUGCAGAUGGCUGUUUCUAGAGUUAUUAAUCUACAGCACCACCGUAUCGCACAGUGUCGAACGGUGAAGAUCACGAUUCUGGGAGAUGAAGGUGUGCCUGUGCAGGUGGACGGAGAGGCCUGGAUCCAGCCGCCCGGAUACAUCCGGAUCCUCCACAAGAACCGCACUCAAACCCUCACCAGAGACCGGGCGUUCGAAAACACUCUGAAAUCAUGGGAGGAUAAACAGAGAGGAGAGAUUCCUCGGCUGGUUUCCCAGCAUGCAUCACAGCCGGAGAUCGUUUCUGAAGACGAGACCACUCAGAUCAGUCUGUUCGGGCAGGCGGCCGGGGCGCUGAUACACAGUAUCAGGGAAGUGGCAGAGUCUCAUCACACUAUCGAGCAGGAGUUGGCUCAUGCGGUGAACGCCAGCUCUAAAGCCAUGGACCGCGUGUACGCCAACAAAAGCAGCGGAGGUUUGACCUGUAGCGUUGUGAUGGAGAUGGUCAGUAACGUCAAAGCUCUUCAUAGUGAGACCGAACUGCUGCUCGCGGGAAAGAUGUGCCUGCAGUUGGAUCCUCCUCAGAGAGAUCAGCUCAGUGGAGCGCUGGCUUCCGUCACUCAAGAGUUACGCAGACUGACAGACAUCAGCUGGCUCAGUCAGCUCAUCGACCCGGC